AUGGGCGAGACGUGCGGCCUAAAGCUUGUCUACGAGACCAAGACCGAGAGGGCCGUGUGCAAGCUCUGCCAUGACACGGAAAAGAAGCAACGUCGGUAUGACAAAAUGUAUCGCGACGUUCAACGCUGGCAGAGGGAGGGCAACAGAAACGCGACCAUAGAGCGAACGUGUGCUGAGAUGCAAGAAGUACUUGGUCAAAUCUAUCGUUUGAGAGAGGAGCAUGAUCACAGACUGCAAUCUCUUGACCAGGAGCAAGUACCCUACACUGCCUACAGAGCUGGCAUGCUCUACGGCUGA
Messenger RNA from Fusarium proliferatum ET1, 297 nucleotides. RefSeq lists its product as uncharacterized. The transcript is spliced from 2 exons. The record is from RefSeq and is a predicted model, not a curated record. Bases 1 to 297 code for a protein of 98 amino acids. Lineage: Eukaryota; Fungi; Ascomycota; Sordariomycetes; Hypocreales; Nectriaceae.